AUGGGCUUUGCUGCCUCGCACAUUGCAUGGUCGCCGCAAAUCAAGCCGCUUUCUGGCACCGACAUCCCCAACAGCAAACGGACGUCGAAGCAGCCUAAAACAGAUUCCGCUACAGCAGGGGAUUCCGCUGCAGCAGCACCAGCCACCGGCUCGGACGACAAUUCCGCCGCUCCUCCUGCCAUGCGCAUGGACGACCGGUCUGGAUGCAACGAAAAUGGUGAUUGUACGGUUGCGGUGACAAUAGAGGGGGUGGACGCGCGGGGAGAUGUGCAAACUGUGUCUUACUGUGGGCUUGAGCAAGCGACUUUGCGGCUGGAGGAAGGGGGGAAGGAGCAGAGGGAAGCGGAAGGAGACGCGGAGGAGGAGGAGGAGGAAUUGAUUCUCACGGGCAGGGAGGUUUGCGUCUUCGACAACCGAGGGAUUGGCAACAGCACGUGUCCCACCGACAAGAAUGCAUACACAACUACGAUCAUGGCGAUGGAUGCGCUACAUCUCGCGGAUCACCUCGGCUGGACGCAUUUCCACGUGGUGGGGCACUCCAUGGGAGGCAUGAUCGCCAGUAAAGUGGCUGCCACCGCUCCCCACCGAGUGAAAUCUCUGGCGCUUAUCAGCGUCAGUGGCGGCGGCUUCGACCUUCUGCCCAGACUCGACAGCCGGCUCUUCUCCGUGGGCGUGAGGAUGAUGAAGGCGCGUACGCCCGAGAUGAGGGCGCACGUGGACCUGGACACGCACUUCUCGAGGGAUUUUAUGGACGAGGUGGCUGGCGGCUCUUCAAGAAGAGACCUGCUGCACGUGGAGUACGUGCAGGUUCUGUCGGAGCCAGGGGCAAUGCAGCCGCCACAUGCAGCGAGCGGGCAUUUCAACGCGUGCUGGACGCACAAGCUGACCCGCAACAACAUUGACAGCAUCUGUAGCGCCCGCAUCCCCACCGCCGUGAUCCAUGGAGUGGAUGACAUUAUUGCACACGUCUCUUUGGGCGAGAGGGUCGCCAAGCGCCUGGCGUCCGUAGCCCGAUUCAUCCCACUCCUAGGGGCGCACAUGGUGGUGCGGGAGCGCACGCACGAGGUGAACGCGUGUCUGGAGGAGCUCUUUCACGCCGGGGAGACGCGUGUGCCCGUGGAGCAGUGGGUGCGGAGUCGUAGUGAUUUGGACCUGCCUGGCUCGGCCAGGGAGCAGCAUGAGAAGGCCAAGAAGAAGACUCUCGCGGCGCAAUUCAGGGCUCUGCUGUGGACCCUGUUUCUCCCCCUGUACUUCGUGAUCUGCCAGCUGCUGUCAUGGCCAGUACCUGACGAAAAGAGCCCAACCUAUCAAUCCGUGAAUGAGGACUCUGACGUAAAUGAUGUGGAGUCGGGUCUUGCUGAUGCAAGUGAUGCAGAACCUGCAUCGCUGAGCUGCUGCUGCCCUCCUUGGGGUGCUGGCUUCCUGGGAAGCGGCGAUUUGAAGAAUGGGGAGAUCGGUAACGGAGGGUUGAAGGGUGGAGAGUGGAGAGCAUUUUCUGCUGCUGCUGCUGCAGCAUCGAUUACACCAUCUGGGUUGGAGGCCGGUGCAUCUGCAGCUGCCACAUCGCCCCUUCUUGCCCCUGCCAUUCCCACAAUAGCGGUUGGUGCUUAA
Molecule: messenger RNA, 1611 nt
Organism: Closterium sp. Yama58-4
Lineage: Eukaryota; Viridiplantae; Streptophyta; Zygnematophyceae; Desmidiales; Closteriaceae
Source: the annotation of a GenBank genome assembly